This is a messenger RNA of Camellia sinensis, 1487 nucleotides long. Lineage: Eukaryota; Viridiplantae; Streptophyta; Magnoliopsida; Ericales; Theaceae. The record is from RefSeq and is a predicted model, not a curated record.
AAAAAAAUGAAAUUGAUAAAAAAAAAGAGAGUGUAAUUUAGCAAUUUAUUUCUCAACCUAGUGUUUAUAGGUCUUUAAAAAUAAAUAAAUAAAUAAAUAAAAACCUAGCAUUUGUUGGUGAAUUUAUCCAUCCACCUUAUUUAUGUUGUUAGCAUUUUCUUAGUUUGACUGUUUUAAAUUUCAGGUAUACUCCGACACAAGUUUCUUGUUGCAGCAGUCAUUUUUGCAAUGUAUUGUGUCCUUAUUGCAAUAUGUUGUGUCCUUCGAUUAAUAAUAAAAAAGAGAGAGGAUCAGGCAAAGAUUGAAAGAUUUUUGGAGGAUUACAAAGCCCUCAAGCCUGCAAGAUACUCUUUUGCUGACAUCAGGAACAUUACCAAUAAAUUUAAGGACAAAAUAGGCCAAGGUGGCUAUGGAACAGUGUACAAGGGAAAACUAUCCAAUGAUGUUCAUGUUGCAGUCAAAAUCCUCGACAAUGUCAAGGGAAAUGGGGAUGAGUUCAUCAAUGAAGUGGGAACAAUAGGUACAAUCCACCACAUCAAUGUCGUACGUUUGGUCGGAUAUUGUGCGGAUGGAUUUAAAAGAGCUCUUGUUUAUGAGUUCUUAUCAAACCAUUCCCUAGAAAAGUUCAUAUUGUCUAAACGCAAAAAGAAUUCACUAGGUUGGGAGAAGCUGCAUGAUAUUGCUCUUGGCAUAGCUAAAGGAAUUGACUAUCUUCACCAAGGUUGCAAUCAACGAAUCCUUCACUUUGACAUUAAACCUCAUAACAUCUUGUUGGACCACAAUUUCAACCCAAAAAUCUCUGAUUUUGGCCUAGCAAAGUUGUGUUCCAAGGAACAAAGUGUGGUAUCCAUGACUGCUGCAAGGGGCACAGUGGGCUAUAUUGCACCCGAAGUGUUCUCUCGAAAUUUUGGAAAGGUGUCAUGCAAAUCAGAUGUAUAUAGUUUUGGAAUGCUGCUGCUAGAAAAGGUUGGAGUAAGGAAUAAUAAUGUCACACAAAACAAAAGUGAAGUGUACUUUCCUGAAUGGAUUUACAACCGUUUAGAUCAUGGAGAAGAUCUAGAAAUCCAGAUUGAUGAAGAUGGAGAUGCACAAAUUGCAAAGAAACUAACUAUUGUGAGACUGUGGUGUAUACAUUGGUAUCCUAUGGACCGACCAUCGAUGAAAGUUGUGGUGCAAAUGUUGGAAGGAGAUGGAGGUAGUCUGACCAUGCCUUCCAAUCCAUUUGCCUCUGCAAAUCCAAUGACGACAAGGGGAAAAAUGAGGGGAAGGCUGUUAGAUAGUGAGUUAGAAGAAAUUUCCGAAUCUGAAUCGUUUUCUCAAUGAUGCUAGCAGCUACAUAACAUCAGUGGUCGUUUUGCAAUAAAUAUUUUCUUUGCUUUGAUAGGUCUACAAUAGAUAUGGAGAACUUCGAAUUAUUUACAAACAAUAGGUAUAAUGUGUAAUUAUUAUAAGAAAUAAAUAAACAUCCAGUGUCAUGUGUUAAGCUU